AAUUGGAGUGUCAGACGAGAGAUUAGGUGAAGAGCUCUGUGCAGUAGUCAGACUUCAUGAAGGCGCGACUUUCACGGUACACGAUCUAACAAACCAUUGUAAGGGAAAAUUGGCUCGCUAUAAAAUACCUAGAAUACUGAAAAUCAUGGAUGAAUUUCCCAAAACUGUGUCUGGUAAAAUACAAAAGUUUAAAAUAAAAGAAUUAAUUGAAACCGGAAAACUAUGAUACCUAGAUAUCUACCUAAAUAUUAGAGAAAAUACUCAACACUCCGGGCUAAGCCGGCAAGAUUUUUGGGUAUUGAGAAUGGUACUAAGAAUUCUUAGAUAUAUUUUCGCUAUAGUAAAAUUUUACUUUAUUCUGAUAACUAAGUAAACUAAAAUAAGUUUUUAGCAAUUUUGUGCCAUUUGCCGGAGAAUCAAGGGACGUGUCGUUUCGGCCUUAGUUCCUUAAUUUAAACUUAUCUACCUACUCAUAGGAUGCUUGCUAGACUGACUUUUUUCGAGCUUUGAUCGAUAAUAUUUUCUUAGUUGCUUAAUUUAUAACUACAUCAAUGAUUUUGACAACGAUGUUAGAAGUUGCGACGAUAAUAUAAUUAACUGUCAUGCUUUAUAACAUUUUAUUUUAGUUCUUACUAUAGAAUAAGUUGAAUAAUGAUUUUGUGAAAUGAAAGAACCCUUUUUGUAAAUAAAGAAAUUUUUGUGGUAUCUAUUUGUAUUUAUUUUAUCAUUAAUGAAAAUAAUAAGAUGGGAAUCAAACUUGAUAAUAAAAUCAUUAGAUAACAAAUAUAAAAUCUUUGAUAUAAAUUAAAAUCGUUAUCAUGACAAAGUCUAGAAGAUAUUAGCAAUAUUCUGUGAUGUACCUAUACCUAUCUAAUUACUAUGUAUAUUAGCAACACUGUAGCUACCCCUAUUAAAUCGAGUUACAUAAUAUUUUGUAGCUUAUAAUUCAAUACUUAAUACGAAGUUCAAUAUGAGAGACAUAAUAUGGUUGUUUUUGUUGUUUAUUUGUGACUUAGUUGUAGUAUCGCCAUCAUCCGUAAGAAGAGUACGUUUAAUAGAUCACACCAGCUAUGCCAUCUCUAUCAUACAGAAGACGAUGUCGAAAGUCGAACAACGGUGUUGGUGCAACUUGAAAGUUGACGAUGUGCAUGUCAUUGUUAACGAAGAUGUCCUCAGUGAAGCAAUAUAUGCCGAAGUCGAUUUGAAAGAUGGAUUUGUUGUGUCGAUACAAAAAAUAGGUAUUAUCCAUAACACGAUACAACAAAAAUGGUUGCCAUUGUCUGGUAACACCACGAGGGUUGAAGUUCACUCAACAGUAAAGAUGAGCGACGUUGCUGUAGGAUUUAACGUGAUUGCUAAAGAACAUGGGAAAGUUAUUCACUCGACUGGGUUGAUCGUUUACCCAGACGUACAGUUUCAGUUCACAAUAACUAAACACUUGUUUACGGAUGAAAUAACAGUGGAUGUUGUUGGAGUCCUGGCAAGAACCACGAAUCGAAUGCAAUUUACCCCAGAGAAUCAUGUGACGAAAGUUUUUACUGCUAUAUUUAACUCUACUACUACGGCUACUAGUGUUGAAAGAUGGGCUAGAGACAUUUUAAAACCAAUAACUCUUGAGUUGGCUACAAAAGAAAUAGAAUUCCCAAGGAUUUGUUAUAAUUGUGCUACAUAAUAUUACUUGACUUUAGCACUUAUAUUUUAGUA
This is a messenger RNA of Maniola jurtina (meadow brown), 1704 nucleotides long. RefSeq lists its product as uncharacterized. The record is from RefSeq and is a predicted model, not a curated record. Bases 971 to 1672 code for a protein of 233 amino acids. The transcript has 5 exons. NCBI's taxonomy places the organism in Eukaryota, Metazoa, Arthropoda, Insecta, Lepidoptera, Nymphalidae.